GGCGACGCUCCCCGCCAGUCGGCCAGCAGUCGGCAGACAAAGCCCGGUAUAAAACGCGGCAGCCAGCGGGUCCUCGGCGUCACAAAUUGUCACGAUGUGCAUCUCGGAGCAGCGGCGGCGGCAGCUGCUACUUGUGCUGCUGGGCUGCGGCCUGCUAGUGUCCCCGGUGCGGUGUUUGUGCAAAGUCAAAGUGUCCUCGGCGCCGAACGCGGUGGCCGCGGCCCAGCACCAGUCGCGUGUGUACACGCCGGAGCAGGUGCAGGCCACCACCAUCGUCAGUCCGGAGGGCAGCGAGCCCCCGGCCGCGCUCAUCUACCCUGUCAAGAUCAACAACCCGGUCGAGAUUGUGUCGCCUGUGGUGAAUGUGCGCAAGAGGACGAGGGGCGUGCAGCAUCCGGCGCCCGUGGAGCCGAGUGUGCCCAAGACGGGUCCCGAGUACGUGCCCCCCGUCUACGUGCCAGCGCCCCCGCCGGUCGUCUCCGUGGCCCCCGCCCAGUCGGGGCCGGUGUACGUGCCGGCGCCCGCAAACGUGGUCGCCGCCGAGAAGGCCAAGCUGUGGAAGAAGAUUCCGAACAGGCAGGUCAAGCCCAUCUCCUACUCGACGGAUCUGAGCACCGCCUCUGAUGACUCGGGAUACAGAGUGGAUCUGAAAACGGCCACCUCUUCGGGAAUUCCAGCCUCGCAGAUCGAUUUGUCCCAGUCGGCAAGCGGAGGACACGGUGGAGGCGGAGGAGGAGGACACGAUGGUGGAGGUGGCGGAGGUCACGGCGGCGGCGGGGACGUAGGAGGACACGGAGGUGGAGGAGACCAUGACGGUGGUGGCGGAGGGCACGGAGGCGGUGGUGGAGGUGGAGGGGGCCACGGAGGCGGCGGUGGCGGUGGUGGAGGCGACGGUGGAAAGAAGGAAUUCAAGAAGGGUGGCGGCAAAAAGGGAUUUUCCUCGCAGCAUAACAGUAAUGGAAAGAAGGGCGCCAAGGGUCACAAGAGCAACCACUCCUUCGACAAGGGCGAGAAGGGCAAGCACAACAAGGAGGGCCACUCUGGCGAGCACGGUGAACACGGCGGCCACAAGAAGGGCCACAGCGAGGAGGGCGGCCACGAGUCGGCCUUCGCGGGCGGCAGCAAGGGGCACAAGGGCAACGCGUUCGGCGAGGAAGGCAAGCACAGCAAGGGACACUCAACCAAGGGCGAGCACAACAUUUACAAGCUGGACGAGUAUGAAAAGAAACACGAGUUCUUCGACGAGAAUUACGACGGCGGGCACCACGAUAAGCACGGAAAGUACCACGAGCACCACGAGGACAAGAAAGGCGGCCACGAGAAGGGUGGCUUCCAUAAGGGCGGGCACCACGAGGACAAGUACGGAAAGAAGGACAUCCACAAGAAGGGCCACCACGACGAGCACCACAAGGGACACAACAAUAAGCAUGGCGGAGAGUCGUACCACGACGACCACGAACACUACGGAAAGGAGGGCGGCGAAGAGGGCCACCAGGAGCACGGCCACCAGUCCAAGAAAGGUGGCGGAGGCGGUGGCGGACACGGAGGAGGCGGUGGUGGCCAUGGAGGGGGCGGUGGAGGAGGAGGCCAUGGAGGCGGUGGUGGAGGUCACGGCGGAGGACGCCACGGAGGCGGUGGUAAAGGUCACGGAGGAGGAGGUCACGGGGGUGGAGGGCAUCAUCGCUAAAACCCACCACGUUUUUUGUUUUAAGAAAUGGUGCCCAAGCAUCGUAUUGUUACUGUUGAAUGAUUUUAAAUUAUUGUUACUAACAUUAACACUCGCAUUUCUUGUACAUAUUCAUACAAUCCACUGUCAACGACGUAGCGAAAUAAAGACAGUCAAAGACUGAUGCGGCCAAAUA
Messenger RNA from Cloeon dipterum, 1862 nucleotides. RefSeq lists its product as uncharacterized. The record is from RefSeq and is a predicted model, not a curated record. Lineage: Eukaryota; Metazoa; Arthropoda; Insecta; Ephemeroptera; Baetidae. Bases 95 to 1687 code for a protein of 530 amino acids. The transcript has 4 exons.